AUGCGAUUCGCCGCGAUUUUCUCGCUAAUUUUCGCGAUUUUUGUCGCCAGAGUCGCGUGUCAAUGGGGUGGCGGCUGGAACAAUUAUAAUAACUAUAAUAAUUAUGGUGGAGGCUGGAACAAUGGUGGCGGUGGAUUCGGUGCUCAGCAAGCUUGGAAUGUUCAAAAUGCGGCGAGGGUUGGAACCGAGGUUGCGGAAGCCGUUUUGGUCGCGGAAGAGGUUCAGGAAUCGAUUGGGAAAUAG
Molecule: messenger RNA, 243 nt
Organism: Caenorhabditis angaria
Lineage: Eukaryota; Metazoa; Nematoda; Chromadorea; Rhabditida; Rhabditidae
Source: the annotation of a GenBank genome assembly